Cannabis sativa is the source of this 5037-nucleotide messenger RNA. RefSeq lists its product as uncharacterized. NCBI's taxonomy places the organism in Eukaryota, Viridiplantae, Streptophyta, Magnoliopsida, Rosales, Cannabaceae. The transcript has 2 exons. The coding region runs from base 1684 to 3015 and encodes 443 amino acids. The record is from RefSeq and is a predicted model, not a curated record.
AUAAAUUAAUUUUUUUAUGAAUAAUAAAAAUAACACAAAAAUUUAAAAUUUAUAAUUAUAAUUAUAUUUAUAAUUAUAUUUAAAAAUAUAUCAUAAAAUUUGUACUCAUAAAAUUUCAUAUGACUUUACAAAAAUUCAAAAAUUAAUAAUAAAGAACAAUAAUAAUUCAUAUUUAUAAUUAUAUUUAAAAAUAUAUCAUAAAAUUUGUAUUCAUAAAAUUUCAUAAGAUUUUACAAAAAUUUAAAAAUUAAUAAUAAAGAACAAUAAUAAUUCAUAUUUAUAAUUAUAUUUAAAAAAAUAUAUCAUAACUUUUGUACUCAUAAAAUUUCAUAAGACUUUACAAAAAUUCAAAAAUUAAUAAUAAAGAACAAUAAUAAUUCAUAUUUAUCAUUAUAUUUACAAAAAAAAUAUCAUAAAAUUUGUACUCAUAAAAUUUCAUAAGACUUUACAAAAAUUUAAAUAUUUAAUACUUCAUUUGUCGUCGAAAUUGUAGAUGGCGACAAUCGAUAAGUCUUGGACCAAAAUCAGAAAUCGUGGUUGCCAUGAAUUUUGGAAUGGUCUACAAGCCUUUUUAGCAAUGGCAUCAGAACAUAAGGAUUGUGAUGGACGAAUACGAUGUCCUUGUGUGAGAUGUAUAAAUAGUAGGUUUGAAAAAAUAGAUAGGGUUAGAGCACACGUAUUUGAUCGAGGUUUUAUGCAAGGAUAUGAUAAGUGGAUUUAUCACGGGGAGCCUGAGGAUGCCGUCGUUGAUGUAGCAGUUGCCGAUGUUGAAUCAGAGGAUGAAAUGAUUCCUAUUUUAGAAGACUUCUUUCCCUCGACAACUGAGGAACCACAAGGAGAAGAUGAACAACCAACCACAAACCCACAAUUUGAUGACUUAUUUGAGGAAAUUGAAGCUGAAUUGUAUCCCGGUUGUGAUUGGAUUUCAUCUCUUAACUUUUUAGCAAAGCUAUUGCAUUUAAAAGUUAGGGGAAAAAUUCCUAAUAACAUCUUUGAAGAAUUAUUGAAGCUUUUAAAGUUUGCGUUUCCGAAGGAAAAUAAUAUUCCAUCAACUUACUACGAGGCAAAAAAGAGAUUGAAGAAAUUAGGCUUGGGUUAUGAUAAUAUCGAUGUCUGUUUGUAUAAUUGCUGCUUAUUUUAUAAGGAGAAUGCAUCCAAGGAGGCUUGUCCAGUUUGCGGAACUAGUCGUUGGGUUACUUCCGAAAACGGGAAAAGAAAAAAAGUUCCUUGCAAAGUCAUGCGAUACUUUCCGUUGACACCUCGACUUAAAAGAUUAUAUAGUUCGAGGAUUACAGCGAAAAGCAUGAUAUGGCAUCAUACUGGAAAAUCAAAAGAUGAUGGGGUGUUGCGACACCCGGUCGAUGGUUUAGCUUGGAAAGACUUUGAUGCAAAACAUCCCGAGUUUGCAAGGGACCCAAGAAAUGUUCGACUUGGGUUAGCUGCUGAUGGAUUUAAUCCAUUUGGCAACAUGAGUCUUGCAUACAGCAUGUGGCCAGUGGUGUUGGCUAACUAUAAUCUACCACCUUGGUUAUGUAUGAAAGAUAAUUAUUUUUUGCUCUCUACCCUAAUUCCUGGUGCAAAAUCUCCAGGUAAAGACAUGGAUAUAUUUUUAAGACCUUUGGUGGAUGAAUUAAAGGAGUGUGGAAUAAUGGGGUAGCAACGAGAGAUAGUUCGACCAACUCGAUGUUCACCAUGCGUGCUGCGCUUUUGUGGACAGUGAAUGAUUUUCCUGCUCGUAGUAGCUUGUCUGGGUGGAGUGGUCAAGGUUAUAAAGCUUGCCCUACUUGUAAUGAAGACACGACGUCCAUUCGAGUGAUCGGGAAGACAUCAUAUGUUGGUCAUCGAAGGUUCUUGCCAAGUAACCAUGCAAUGAGAAGGGAUACUCGAUUUGAUGGUAAAGCUGAAAGAAGACCUCCUCCAAGACGAUUUACUUGUGAAGAAAUAUUAUCACAAGUUAAUGCUCUCGAACCCCAAAUUCCCGGAUAUCAUCAAAAUUUUGGGGGCGUGAAACGUAGAAGAGUUGCAGAAAAUUGUAAUUGGAGGAAAAAAAGUAUUUUCUACGAGUUGGAGUAUUGGAGCACGAAUAUUUUAAAACACAACAUUGAUGUCAUGCAUGUUGAGAAGAAUGUGUGUGAUAGUCUCCUAGGAACCAUCUUGGAUAAUGAUAAAUCAAAGGACACAACCAAUGCGCGCCAUGAUUUAAAGAAGAUGGGUAUUAGGGAAUCGUUGUGGAUUUAUGAAGAUGGGAAUGGGAGGCUAAUGAAACCGCAUGCUCCUUAUGUUUUGACUCGUGAGAAAAGACAACUUUUUUGUCAGUUUGUUAAAGGAAUAAAGUUUCCCGAUGGCUUCUGUUCAAAUUUAAAGAGCAAAGUUUCUCCAGAUGAGUCUAACAUUAUUGGGUUAAAAUCCCACGAUUGUCAUGUCAUUAUGCAGCGAGUACUAGCGGUUGGUGUCCGUAAAUUUCUACCUCAUGACACUGCAACAACUAUUACUCAGCUGUGUAAUUUUUUUCGACAGUUAUGCUCUAGAACUCUAAAUGUAAAAGAUAUGGAGGAUGCUCAAAAUAAUUUAAUUCUGUUAUUGUGCAAGAUGGAAUUGAUUUUUCCUCCAGCUUUUUUUGACAUAAUGAUACACUUGGUAUUGCAUUUGCCUGAAGAAGCGAUAUUGGGUGGCCCGGUCUUUAUGAGAUGGAUGUAUCCUUUUGAAAGGUACAUGAAAAAAUUGAAGAAUUAUGUGGGAAAUAAGGCACGUCCUGAAGGGUCAAUUGCAGAAGGUUAUGUUGCUGAUGAGGCAGUAACCUUUUGUUCAAUGUACUUUAAAGGGUGUGAAACAAGAUUUAAUCGGCUUGAUCGAAAUGAAGAUGCGCCUUCUGUUUGUCGCUAUCUCUCAGUUUUUAAUUCUCAAUCUCGUCCUUUAACUAGCGGACUUAUCAAGCCUCUUGAUCAUACCAGUCGUGAAAAAGCUGAGUGGUACAUUCUUCAAAAUUCUCCUGAAAUCCAAGCUUACUUAGAAUAAGUUUGUUACAUUUUUAUAAAUUAUUUUAUUAAAUUUUUAGUUUUUAUUUUCUAUCUCCCUCUAUCGUAUCUUGACAUUAUCAUACUUCACAGUGAACAUUUGGACAAGAUCAGGCAUGAAUAUCCUAAUGGUAAUCACGAUGCCUUGCAUAGGCAAACUUUCCGUCCGUGGUUUCACAAGAAGGUAUAACGACAAAAUUGUUAAGUUUUAAUUCAAUCAUUUAUAUUCCUCUCAUAUUAAUACAUUUUAUGUAUUUAGAUAUAUGAGCUGCACAAGCUUGGAACUUUACAAAAUGGUGAUGAGUUACUCGCUCUCACUUCCGGGUCCGAUUACUUAGCCACAUUUUACGAAGGUUGUGUAGUGAAUGGUGUUCGGUUUAUUGCAUCAAAGCGAGACCAAAAGCGGAAGACACAAAAUAGUGGUGUUACUGUUGCUGGAACAGAAGGGUUUAAUUAUUACGGCACACUUGAAGAUGUAAUCACUAUAUCUUAUACUGGUGCAUAUACAGUGUCAUUGUUUGAAUGUAAAUGGUAUAACACUAAUCCAUUAAGAAAGAAGACAAUCACUGAAAAUAAUAUAACUAGUAUAAAUACUCGUGGACAUUGGUAUCAAGAUGAACCGUACAUCCUUGCUAACCAGGCGAAGCAAGUUUUCUAUCUUGAAGAUCCACUCAGAGGUCGCGAUUGGAAGGUUGUUGAAGAUAUUAGCCAUCGACAAAUUUGGGACAUUACUGACAACGAAGAUGAGACUGAUGUAGAUGUUGUUAGUGAUUCUAACUCUGCCAAUUUUGUGUUGACGGUUGAUCUUGGAGAGUUGAUUAUGCAAUCGAAUGAACCUCCAGUAAUUGUUGAAUCGUCCGAUCAGUUAGUGGAUUCUGAGAUAGAGAAUAAUGAACUGGAUGAGAAUUAUGUUGCUGAAGAAGUAGAUGAUUUACUAGUUGAACAUGUAGACGAUGAAAAUGUAAACUUAGUGAAUGAUGGAAAUGAUAGUGAUUCUUCAGUGUAACUUUUAUUUUGUAAACAUUUGUUACUAAAAUUUUUUACAAUUAAAGGAAUAUUUAAUUUCUUUCGUAUUAACAUUUUAAAUACUUAUAUUUCAAUUAUGUGUUUCACAUUUGUGAAUUCUUACAUUUUUUUCCGUCUUCAAAGUAAAGUAAAAUGUCAGCUACGUUAGCGACAUACCACGGUGGGGAUGGUGAUGGCAGGGAUCCCCCUGAUCCUUCUAGGGUACCGUCGUCUUGCGAAGCAGGUUUUCAUAUUUUUUCAAAUCUACAAUUGUUCUGAAUAUAAAUAGUGAAUGUAUGAUUUACUAAUAAAAUUAUUUUUCCCUCGAAUAUAUAUAGUUCCACCUCCGGUCAGAAAGGGUCGUGGGGUUGCCGCAAACGCUAAUCUCGAAAAAAAAAAAAAGGAGAGAUGCUGGUAAGCCCUUACCGGUGGAGGUAGAUCUUGAAACAGGCAAAGUUGUCGGCACUGAAGCAAGCAAUUAUGUUCGAUUUCUUGGCCAACAAGUAAGCAUGUUGUGCCCGGGUGGUCAUCUAAAUUUUUCUGAUGUACCCCAACAAUACAAGGAUCAAGUGCUCAAUCGAAUUAGAUACUACUUUGAUAUCGAUGGGAAUCCCCAUCGAGACCUACUUAUGGGGACUUUAUAUUCGGUGAUGGCGGAGCGGUAUAGUGAGCGAAAGACACUCAGACACAAGCAUUUCAAACAACAUUACAAAAAACCAGAAGAUUGGGACACAGUUCUCAAAUUCCCCCCUGACUACUUGAAUACCGAGACUUGGAAACCGGUUUGCGAAUUGUUCGUUAGCGAGGCAUUUUUGAAUCGUUCAACUAAAAAUAAAUCGAAUCGGCAACUAAUGAAAUAUCCAACAACGCAAGGCACAAAAUCGUUGGCGUCCAUUCGCCACGGAAUGGUAUGUAUUAAUUCUUUAAUUGUUAAAUGUUUCAUAAAAAAAAAUUCUUUAAUAGUUAAUAAUAUUUUUUUCUUAUAAUAAACUAAUUUAAUUGUUUAUAUUUGUAUAGG